AUGGUUAACAGGAGGCUGACCUGGUUCCUCGUGACUAACAAUAUUCUUAGUAGUGAACAAGUACCAACUUUUCCCCAACACAUCAAAGCCGAAUUGGUACAGACAGUCACGGGCAUCAAGUGUCAUAGCCGAAUUGACUACGUAUCGGACAGUCCACACAAUGAAGGCCUUAAUCAGGAGAGAAUUCAUGUGUGCAACGAAAUUAAAGCUCGAAUUCCAGACCUCAAGGUUCAACGAACUCAAAGCUCGAACAACAGAGAAACAGUGGACAGUGGCACUCUCCGACAUAGCCGACUACGAGAAUCGAAGCCGUUGCUGAGUUUAGACUACGUAUCGGACAGAGCCGGUUUAUACUACGUACCGGACACGAUUGCCUGGCAAAACACUCAGCCAGCAUGGCCCCUAUGUAACCUACAGGAGGAAAUGGAGAAGUCCCACCUGAUUCGGUGUCCAGCCCUAAAGACAACGACGGAAACCCAGAGAUACUGA
Rodentolepis nana is the source of this 489-nucleotide messenger RNA. Lineage: Eukaryota; Metazoa; Platyhelminthes; Cestoda; Cyclophyllidea; Hymenolepididae. The record is from the annotation of a GenBank genome assembly.